CUGAAGAGGAUCCAAUGAGUGGACCAAGAAUGCCAAACUGAGUUUUGUUGACAUUGCAUUCAGCAAAUAGCAUUUGACCAUUGAAACGAGCGUCCAAUCGGAUUUCAUUAUUCUGAAGAGGCGGAUGUAUUCGUUUAUGUUGUGUUUCUGGAAAGAAGGGGGAGAAGGAGAAAACAAUACGUUUGUUUAAUUUAGUAUCGCACAAAAGUCUUAUGUACUUUUUAAUUUAUGUUGGUCAUUUCAUAAAUCAAAGAUUGCUGUAAUACCCACUUUGUAAAGUCCUGAAUUGAACCAAGUCAAGGAUCCUUCAUUGAUGGUUCUAAAAAUCUAACCAUGAGCUUCAGCUUUGAGGGAGAUUUCAAAACAAGACCCAAGGUGUCUCUUGGGGGAGCGAGUAAAAAGGAGGAAAAAGCAUCUCUCCUACACCGGACACAAGAGGAAAGGCGAAAAAGAGAGGAUGAAAGACGAAGAUUGAAGAACGCUAUUGUCAUUCAGUCCUAUAUACGAGGAUACCAUGACCGAAAACAGCAAUAUGCCAUCCAGAGGGGCAACUUUGACCGCUGCGUCUGCAAGGCACAGUCAGAAGGUGGACUGCCAAUGUCCGACGCUGCCAGUCUCAGUCUCCUAACGAGGCAACUCCUGUUUUUCUACAGACAGAGUGAGGACUCGCGGAGAUUGAUAUGGAUUUGUCAGAACCUAGUGAAACACAAUGGGCAGUUUUUGAAGCUGCUGGCGGGGCCCGAGAGACAGACGUGUGUGUUUCAGAUCAAGAGGGUUCUGGGCUCCUGCUGCAGACUUCUGCAGACCUGCAAGGAUGACAGUUUGAAUGUUGCCGUCCCCAUGAGGAUGCUGGAGAUCUUUUCUUCAGAGAGAACUUAUCUUCCUGUCCUUGAAGACAUGAAUUGUGUAGCGUCGUUAAUCGAGCAGAUUUUGCACUAUAUGGUACAGAAAGGAUACUACAGGUCACUUUAUAUUCUAGUGAAUCACAAGCUCCCUUCCAGUCUGGAGUACAGUGAUGCUCCCUAUGGUGCACACGUUAUCCCCUUGGCAAGCACACUGCUGGAGCACACGCUGAAGCCCCUGCACUUUACCUACUCCUCCUGCACUACAGGCGCAAGGCAGUUUGUGUUUGCGGCCUUCACUGAGGAGUUCACCUCGGCGCCUUUCACGGAGCAGAUCUUUCAUUUCUUUAUUCCGGCGCUGUCUGAUCCGCGCCUCCACUUCCCCUUUGAGGCCUUCCUGGGCUCCCUGCAGGCCACCGUAGUCUCCUCCGCAGCGGCGCUGAAACGUGCUCCGUGGCUCUUCUACUUUGUCCUCUCAGUCGGGGAGACCUGCCUGGGUUCAUUGUCAGAGGAGGGCCUCCAGCUGUACCUGCGAGCUCUGCAGGCCCUCCUGCCUCUCCUCCCCGUGUCAGAGAGCACCAGCAGGCCGGAGGUCAUCAGUGACUCUGAGGACGAGGAGGACACCAACACCCAGGCUCCGUCCACACAGGACGACAGCUAUCGGAUAUCGGUGCAGCUGAUCACGGAGGAGUGCGUCCGCAAGCUGGACACCAAGCAGCAGACAAACGCGCUGCUCAACCUGGUGUGGAGGGACUCGGCCAGCGAGGAGGUCUUCACCAUGAUGGCCUCCAUCUGCCACACGCUCAUGGUGCAGCACCGCAUGAUGGUGCCCAAAGUCAGGCUUCUGUACAGUUUAGCGUUUAAUGCACGUUUCCUGAGACAUCUCUGGCACCUGAUACAGUCCAUGACCACCAAAAUGAUCACGGGGUCCAUGGUUCCGCUGUUGCAGGUCAUUUCGCGGGGGUCUCCCAUGUCCCUGGAAGACUCCAAUCGCAUCAUUCCCCUCUUCUAUCUCUUCAGUUCCCUCUUCAGCCACUCGCUCAUCUCCGUGCACGACAGCGAGUUCUUUGGCUACCCUAUGGAGGGCCAUGGCCACAGCAAUACCACCAUGAUGCCGUUCACAUUGUCCGAGCUGGUGAACCUGUCUCAGUUGCUGAGGGACGCGUGUCUGGGCAUCAUCAAGCUGGCCUACCCCGAGACCAAGACGGAGCACCGCGAGGAGUACAUGGCCGCCUUCCGCAGCGUGGGAGUCAAAACCAACACAGAGGUGCAGCAGCGCAUCCAGGCCGAGCAGAAACGCUGGGUUCAGCUCUUCAAGGUGAUCACUAACUUGGUGAAGAUGGUGAAGGCUCGUGACAUCAGACGUCCCUUCUGUCCGGCAGGUCAUUGGCUCUCUGAAGAGGUCAACAUCAGAGCAGAUAAGGUGACCCAGCUGUACGUCCCCUCGGCCAGACACGUGUGGAGGACGCGGAGGAUGGGACGCAUCGGGCCCCUGCAGUCCACACUGGAUGUGGGGAUGGAGCCUCCACAGCUGUCUGUGUCUGAGGAGAGACACUUGGCCAUUCUGACCGAGCUUCCCUUCGUCGUGCCCUUUGAGGAACGAGUCAAGAUCUUCCAGAGAUUGAUCUACGCGGACAAGCGGGACGUACAGGGAGACGGGCCGCUUCUGGACGGGAUCAUCGUCACCAUCAGACGGAACUACAUCUACGAGGACGCCUACGACAAGCUCUCCCCAGAAAACGAGCCGGACCUGAAGAAACGUGUCCGGGUGCACCUACUCAACGCCCACGGUCUGGACGAGGCGGGCAUCGACGGCGGGGGCAUCUUCCGCGAGUUCCUCAACGAGCUGCUCAAGUCGGGCUUCAACCCCAACCAGGGCUUUUUCAAGACCACCAACGAGGGCCUGCUUUACCCUAGCCCCACCGCCCAGAUGCUAGUGGGGGACUCCUUCGCCAGACACUACUACUUCCUGGGACGGAUACUGGGGAAGGCCCUGUAUGAGAACAUGCUGGUGGAGCUGCCGUUUGCCAGCUUUUUCCUGUCCAAGCUGCUGGGCACCAGUGCUGACGUGGACAUCCACCACCUGGCCUCGCUGGACCCCGAGAUGUACCGCAACCUGCUCUUCCUCAAGAGCUACGAGGACGACGUGGAGGACCUGGGACUCAACUUCACCAUCGUCAACAAUGACCUGGGAGAGGCACAGGUGGUUGAGCUGAAGCCGGGAGGGAAGGACAUCCCUGUGUCCACGGCCAACAGGAUAGCUUAUAUCCAUUUAGUGGCAGAUUACCGACUCAACAAACAGAUCAGGCCCCACUGCCUGGCCUUCAGACAGGGCCUGGCCAACGUGGUCAACCUGGAGUGGCUGCGCAUGUUUGACCAGCAGGAGAUCCAGGUGUUGAUAUCUGGAGCUCAUGUACCCAUUUGUCUUGACGACCUGAAGACGUUUACAAACUACUCAGGUGGUUACACUGCCACUCAUCCUGUCAUUACCAUCUUCUGGGAGGUGGUGGAAAGCUUCACCGAUGACGAGAAACGCAAGCUGCUCAAGUUUGUCACCAGUUGCUCGCGGCCUCCCCUCCUGGGCUUCAAGGAGCUGUACCCAGCCUUCUGCAUCCAUAACGGGGGGAACGACCUGGAGCGCCUGCCCACGGCCUCCACCUGCAUGAACCUGCUCAAGUUGCCCGAGUUCUGCGACCAGCACCUGAUGAGGAACAAGUUGCUGUACGCCAUCGAGUCCUCCGCAGGCUUCGAGCUCAGCUGAGGGGGGAUGUCUGUCUCUGACUCCCUGAAAACCACUGACUUAAUGGACAUGGACGGGCCAGAGAAGACUGUCUGUUGAGAGUGAAAGAAAGACUGAGGGGAAAGAUGCAUUGGUAUCUCUCCGACUGGGUGGAAAACAAACAGGGGUGAAAGGAUUGUCACCCAAGUCGGAUGAGGAAGAGGGGGACGAGGGAAGAAUGGAGGGGAAGGGAAAAGCGCAUAGUAAUUUUUUUGUUUUAAUAUAACUUAAAUGUGUUUUAAAAAUCUACAAAACGCAAAAAAGAGCAGCAACAAUAGAAUCUCGAGGCUGUUUUUUUUUUUUAAAGACUUUGUGCAAAAGAAAACGAAGAACAGACGAGAUCUACUGUAAGUGGCGAUACAUUUCAACCUUAAGCACAGCGUGUUGUGAAAUGAACAACAGAAAUAAACAUCAACAACAACGGAGUGUUCGCCAAAGAUUGAGCCGUGCUGUGCUGUUGGAAGAUGGGUAGAAGAGAGGCACAGGAAAUAAGAGGACAGAGGUGGGAGAUGGGGUGACAUACAGGACUGCAACACUCCUCUAACACCCCUGUGUCAAGGGUUUUAAGAGGGUCUAAUAGCGCCUGUUCCAAAUGGCGCCCUAUUCCCUAUAUCAUUCGCUACUUUUGACCUGAUCCCUAUGGGUCCUGGUCAAAAGUAGUGCACUAUUAAGGGAGUAUGGUGCCAUUAGGUCAUGUUUUGUGAUUACUGUAAUGAUUAUUAUCGUUUUCAGAACAUAAAAAUGCUAAUGGUUUGGGCAGGCUACUGUGUUGGGUUUUCAAGGCAAAGACUAGUAUUGUUGAUAAGAGAUUGGACUAUACUAUUGAUUACAUGAUCAUGGAAUAUUUGUUAAUAUGUAUAUGUGUUUACACCACUCUUGUACAAUUCCUUCACUCAUUAUUUGUACAGGUUGCUUUUCUCAGUUUCUUUUUCCUCUUGUGUUUCGAAUGAAGGCCUGGUGUUCUCACACACAGAUUAAAGUUAACAAUCUAAUUCUACAGUACUUUCCCAGGCUCCAAUGCGUAUCCACCAGAGCAUGUGAGCAGAGUUGAGCGGUUGGAAAAUCCAGCACUCCAUGUCCUUUCCUGCAGUUCCGCUAAAACCUAUCCGCGCUCACAGGAAGAAAAAAAACUGGCACUCCAAAUUCACUACAUUCAUGUAAAUGACAAUUUACCGUUUUGUUUUAAGUAUUUAAACCAAGCCAUAUGGAUUUGAAUGAACAUGAAAAGGUGAAUGUAAGAAGCGAACAUUUCAAAUAGACUACAUGUCAUAUUAAACAGCAUAUAAACAAUCUAAAUAGGUCAGGAGCCUAAGAAGGAACGAAAAUGAAUUAUUUAGGUUGUAUUAUUUCAAGGCUUUAGCCUACAAAGAAAUACAUUGUGAAGCAUUUGCGAGUGAGACACAAUAGGCAUGUAUGGACAUUAAGCGCUUAAAGCAUUUAAACAUAUCGUUGUAUGAAAUCAUUAUAGUCUGUAAAUUGAGCAUAUAGGCUGUGACUUAGAAUUAAAUACAAAUUAAAUGAAAAAUGACUUAUUAGUGCCUUUGAAUUCCUUUUUAGAAUUCCUUUUUAGAAACACGAGUUUGGCCAGUCUGCGGCUUCAGGCUCAUGCGAUGGUGCCUGGAGAGCAGGUCAGCAGCGGAGAAUAUACUCACCACACUUGCAGAACCACUGGGGAUGUUAAACACCCCUUUGGCAACUCUUCCAGGCAGGGCAGAGUUGUUGUUUGUUUUUGUUUUUCUAUAAAUAGGCCUAAAUGUUUUUAGGCAAAAGAACCCAAUCGUAACAGAAAGGUCAUUGAACGUGGGAAUAUGCCAGGCCUGUUGGGCCAAAAUCAAUUAUGGCCUAGUGUGUAGAUAAUUAGAAAGAAAAUGAACGAAACGUUUAAGAGAUCAGAUGUUUAGUUUAUAAAUACUUUGCUACAAUCUACCCACCUCUCCUUUUUUUUAGCAUGUGCACGUAGUUAAGUACACCAUUCUUUUGGGAUACGUGUCUUCAGAUUCCACAAAGAUUCACCUCACUACCUCUCUUGGUCCUUAUUUUUGCUAGUCACCCCGAUUUAGCACCUGUGUGUUUUAUCAGUUUCUUUAUGAAAAUAUUUAGCGAACCCCAUGACAGUAGCUAAAGCAAGGGGCUAUAGCAGCACACAAGUAUACUACAAAUGCAUACUGGGGCGGGCAUGCCCUGAGCUCGUGAAGUGAGCGCCACUGGAGCAAAAUUGGAGCUUGUGAUGAGCCCUAGGCUCCAGCCUUUUGGAAUCACGCUCCAGUCAAAUUGGGUACGUUCUGCUCACACACUCUGGUAUCCACCUUAUGGAGCAACAACUGUGAUUUUGUCUGAAAUGGCACCCUAUUCCCUAUAUAGUGUACUACUUUUGACCAGAGCCCUACAGGGCCUGGUCGAAAGUUGUACACUACCUAGGGAAUAGGGUGCCAUUUACUGCUGACGCUGUCAAGUUGAUAAGGCUAGUGAAACCUGACUAUCCAUGUAUCAAAAUAGUGGAGAAAAGUGUCUGAAUAUGAUUAAAUGCGUUUUUUCUUUUUA
This is a messenger RNA of Salmo salar (Atlantic salmon), 6162 nucleotides long. RefSeq names its product ubiquitin protein ligase E3C (gene ube3c). Gene Ontology annotation, biological process: ubiquitin-dependent protein catabolic process; protein polyubiquitination. Gene Ontology annotation, molecular function: protein binding; ubiquitin protein ligase activity. NCBI's taxonomy places the organism in Eukaryota, Metazoa, Chordata, Actinopteri, Salmoniformes, Salmonidae. The record is from RefSeq and is a predicted model, not a curated record.